UGUUCAGUUCUAUUCCGGUUUUAGUUCUAGUAGCAACAAGUACAGCGACUACAAUGAACAGUCUCACAACUGUAUUCCUGCUCCUCGCGGGCCUAAUAGCCACUUGCACCGCGAGGAUCCUUGUCGUUGACAACAGUUACGUUCGAGUAUCAUAUCCAUCAUCAUCAUCAUCGGAAGAGUCCAUGGAUUUUGUUCAUGAUCUUGAGAUUGGCUGUUACAAGAAAACUGGUUCCGACCAGGCCUUUGAAGACAUGGCCGCCUCCUUCGCUGCAUUUCCGUUAUGCUUUUCUAUGCAUGUGGAUAUGGACAACUUCGCGAAUGACUUGGAUCGCCUGAACGCUUCCACCCGGCAUGAAAUAUUUCCCAAGUACUGUCCACAGGUACGCAAUGCACUUUCGUGCUUUGACUUGCCGCUAAAACAACUCAGCAAAUGUUUGAACGACGAUGAUGCCCUAAUUCUACUUGCAACGCACAAUGCGGUGCACGAGGCUCUGCAUUUGAUUUGCGAAAAUGACGGAGAGAUUCUGUUUUUGGAAGGCGCCACCUACAACGUUUGCAUGGAGAAUUAUUCCGACUACACUGUAGAAUGUUCCAACGUGAUCUCGGACCCGGAGUUAACCAUGGGAAUUUCCAAGUACGGCGAGGCUCAGUGCAUAGAGCUGUCCCAGAUACGAGACUGCAUGCAGAACAAAUUCAACGAAUGCAACGGCCCCAGGUUGAUUGACGUGUUUGACGUGUUUUGGCGAGCGUUGUUGAAUAAUAGUCCUUGCAGAAAUUUCAUCAUCGGACCAAACGAGGUAGAAGACGAUAGGACACACUACGAAAUAGUCUAGAUCAGUGGAUAUGCGUUUCGAUCUUUUGACAGAUAGCGAUUCACACGGAAAAAUCAUCUUGAACCUAAUUAAGCCUUAAAGGAAAAUCUUAUAAUAGUUCAUAAACAAAUAAAAAAAAAUAACUAUUAUUUUGAGACGAAUAAAAAACUUAUUUA
Molecule: messenger RNA, 988 nt
Organism: Ochlerotatus camptorhynchus
Lineage: Eukaryota; Metazoa; Arthropoda; Insecta; Diptera; Culicidae
Exons: 5
Coding region: 54-833 (259 amino acids)
Source: RefSeq, a predicted model, not a curated record